AUUUAUUAUCACAUAGUUUGCUCCUUUUUAACCACUUCCCGUCCGGCCCAUAUAUAUAAACAGCCGGAUGGGAGCAGUGCAGGGGCGAGUGGCCGUUUAUAAAUGGCCUCCCUGCACCCUGCUUGUGCGUGCUCCCUGGGAGCACGCAACACCGAUCGUUGUACGGGACCUCUGUGUGAGGUCCCGAUCAUUGAUCACAUGAAGAGUAGUAAGCAAGAUGCCACUUCUGACAUCAUUGCUUACUACAUGUGAAAUCUGUGAAUGAUCACAGAGGUCACAUGGUACAAGGCUAUUCACAACAACCUGUACCAUGUGACAAGCUGUGACCAAUCACAGCUCACACAGUAUUUCUCAAUGGCUGCAAGACUACAGCC
This is a messenger RNA of Staurois parvus, 374 nucleotides long. Lineage: Eukaryota; Metazoa; Chordata; Amphibia; Anura; Ranidae. The record is from the annotation of a GenBank genome assembly.